AUGCAAAGUGAGACGAAAUCUUCUUCAGUAAAUGAAAAUUUUGAGAAAUUUGAUGAAUUAAAUUUAAAUGAAUCACUUUUACGUGGAAUUUAUCAAUACGGAUUCGAUUCUCCAUUAGAAAUUCAACGAAGAUCACUUCGAUCGUGUCUCUCAGGUCGUGAUGUGAUGAUUCAAUGUGAAUCGUAUUCAGGAAAGACAAUAACAUCUCUGAUAACCGUGUUACAACGAAUUGAUGUCAAUUGUAAAGAUUGUCAAGCAUUAAUUGUUGUUUUAACACGUGAUUUAGCUCAAUCUAUCUAUGAAAUCAUUGUUUCACUUGGUCAAUUGAUGACUUUGUCAUGUCAUUGUUGUAUCGGUGGAGUUCAAAUUCGAGAAGAUACGAAAGCUUUGGAAAAAAAUGUUCAAAUCGUUGUUGGAACACCUGCUCGAAUCUCUGAUCUGCUUAGAAGAUCAAUACUUAAAAAUGAUCAAAUUCGAAUAGUUGUGUUUGAUAAUCUCGAUGAAAUUAUUUCAUAUGGUUUUCAAAAAGAAAUUUAUGAAAUUAUCGUCGCAUUACCAAACGCUUUUCAAAGUAUCGUUUUAUUAAACACGAUGUCGGAAGAAUUGACGAAAUUAACGGAGAAAUUUCUGAAUGAUCCCGUGAAUAUUCUUCCAGAGAAAAAAGAAUUGACAUUUGAAAAUAUUCAACAAUAUUAUGUUAAUGUGGAACGAGAAGAAUGGAAAUUCGAAACUUUAUUGGAUUUAUUGAAUUUAAUCACAACUGAUCAAAUCAUUUUAUUUUGUAAUUCAAAUGAAAAAAUCGACUGGUUAUCUGAAAAACUUCGUGAAGUCAAUUAUAAAGUUUCUCCUCUCUAUCGUAAAAUGAAUUCAAAAGAACGAAAUGAAUCAAUAAAAGAUUUUCGAAGAAAUUUAACUCGAAUUUUAAUUCGAACAGAUUUAAAUGAAAAUCAAAUGAAUAUUUUUCAAGUGAAUCUUCUUAUCAAUUAUGAUCUUCCAACUUCUCUCACUCAAUAUCAAAAUAGAAUUGGAUUUUCAGAUGAAUUUCAUCGAAAAAGAAUUUUGAUCAAUUUCAUAAUUAACAAUGAAAAUGAAAUGUUAAAUGAAUUUAGACAAUUCUAUGGAAUAUCAAUUGAACAAUUACCAUUGAAUGUUCUUUCUUGA
Messenger RNA from Adineta ricciae, 1161 nucleotides. NCBI's taxonomy places the organism in Eukaryota, Metazoa, Rotifera, Eurotatoria, Adinetida, Adinetidae. The record is from the annotation of a GenBank genome assembly.